This is a messenger RNA of Benincasa hispida (wax gourd), 594 nucleotides long. The record is from RefSeq and is a predicted model, not a curated record. Lineage: Eukaryota; Viridiplantae; Streptophyta; Magnoliopsida; Cucurbitales; Cucurbitaceae.
AUGACAGAAGCUAAAAUAGUUCACACUCCAAUAGCACAUCAUUGCAAACUUUCAUUAGAGAAUUCACCCAAAGAGACAAAUGUUGAGCAUCUAAAGCAAAUGUCUACUGUUCCUUACUCCCAGUCAGUGGGAAGUCUUAUGUAUCUUAUGAUUUCUACAAGGCCAAACAUUGCAUGUACUACUAGUUUGAUCGGUAGGUACAUGGCUAACACUGGAAAGAGGCAUUGGAAGGCUACUAAAUGGAUAAUGAGGUACCUAAAGGGCAUUAUGAGUGCCAGACUUCUAUAUCAACAGACUUAUGAUACUAAAUCUAAGCUAAUUGGUUAUGUUGACUCAGACUACGCAGAGGACCUAGACAGAAGGAGGUCUUUAUCAGGUCAUAUCUUUCUAUAUGGAAGCUGUGUUCUCAGUUGGAAGGCUACAUUACAAUCAGUGGUAGCUCUUUCUACCACUGAGAUUGAAGGAAAAAGGAUAGAGGUGUUGAAGAUUCAUACCUCAAACAAUGCCUCUGACAUGUUGAUCAAAGCCAUGACCCAGCUCAAACUUAAAAAAUAUCUGGAUAUCAUCGGGUUUGAGCUGAAAGACAAAGGGUGA